GCCCCUCCCUCCAUAGUUCGGCUUUCGCAAACAACAUGCUCUACAGCUCCCCAGGAUGGCGCGCGUAACGUCUGUCUUAGAUUCCAAGUAUGCUUUCGCAAGCUUCAGCUCAAGCGCUCACGCGGCUCCGUGCAUAUGCACCACCGCCGACGACCUACAAUAAGCUCCCACUCACGCGCCGUGCCGCUGUCUUGAUCCUCCUCUUCCCAGAUCGUCAUGGCGAACUCAAAGUCGUACUCACGAUGCGCGCCGCUACCCUCCGCAACUAUGCGGGACAGGCGGCGCUCCCCGGCGGCAAAGCCGACACGCUCGACGAGAAACCAUUCGAGACGGCGCGCAGAGAAGCCUACGAAGAAAUCGGCCUCCCCACAACCGACACCAAGCUCCCGCCCGGCUUCCGCGUCGAACACCUCUGCGAGCUCCCCGCCAACCUCGCAAAGACCGAGUUGGGCGUCCGGCCAUGCGUCGCCUUCCUGUGCCCCUCGGCGACGCCCGCAUCCACCGGGACCCAGAGCGCUGCCGACGUCGAAGAGAAGAUGAUCCCAAGGCUCGAUCCCAAGGAAGUCGCCGCCGUCUUCACCGCGCCCUUUGCACAGUUCUUGCAGAAGGAGUGGACGAGGAAUGAGCCCGGGCCGGUGAACGGCAAGGGCGGGAGGCACAGCUGGUACCGUGGGACGUGGACGGAUUGGCACGAGUCGCGCUGGCGCAUGCACAAUUUCUACAUCCCGAAGCCGCCGCCUUCGGCGUCCGCGUUGCGGCGCAACCCGUCGCAUUCGCAGGCCUCACAGACACCUAGAUCGCAGGACCAGCCUGAGGGCGACGAUCCCCGCCCCGAGCCCACCGUCUUCGAAGACCUGCAGAAUUUCAGGGUGUUUGGUAUGACGGCGAGGAUUUUGGUGGAUGCAGCGAGGGUGGCGUACGGGGAGGAGCCGGAGUUCGAACACAACAGCCAUUUUGGAGAUGAGGAGAUGCUGGAGCGGUUGUUGAAGGUGGGGCGGUUGAGUGAGGUUAGGAAGAAGGGAGAGGAGCUGAACAGAGAGGUGUUGGAGAAGGCGAUGAAGGAGACAAGUAAAAUAUAGAUGUAUACUAGGUGGAUACAUGCCAUCGUGGAUAGACUUAGUACAUGAUGCAUUUUCG
Messenger RNA from Paraphaeosphaeria sporulosa, 1137 nucleotides. RefSeq lists its product as uncharacterized. Gene Ontology annotation, molecular function: acetyl-CoA hydrolase activity; coenzyme A diphosphatase activity. The transcript is spliced from 3 exons. Lineage: Eukaryota; Fungi; Ascomycota; Dothideomycetes; Pleosporales; Didymosphaeriaceae. Gene Ontology annotation, biological process: coenzyme A catabolic process. The coding region runs from base 90 to 1079 and encodes 329 amino acids. The record is from RefSeq and is a predicted model, not a curated record.